UCGCACGUAUGUACAGAACAACGUGGGGUAGGCUGGGCUGCUGCUGCUUGCUGCUGCGGCGGCGGCGGCUGCUGCUGCUGCUGCUGCUACUGUUUGUGCGUGUGGCGGGGAGUGUAUGAAAAAUAUAGCCUGAGUCACAGCAGAUGCUGCCUUUUCCUUAGGCGAUGCUUUUAUUUUUCUUUCGAAAUGCAGUUUAUUUCCUCCUCCUACGAGAUCUGGGCGUGGGUGCGCUUGAAAUGUUGGUGGGUUUUAAAAUGUUCGUGUGGGGGGGAGGGGUCGGAAGGGAAGGAAAAUAGCGCGAUUUCGUAACGCCGAACGUGCGUUUGUGUGUGCUUUCCGUCCUCUUCUGUACGCAACCGCCAAGGAGAUGUUACUAGAAUUUAAUUCUCUGCCUGUGUGUAAGAGAGAGAGAGAGAGAGAGAAGUGUGUCGCGCGUGUAUAUUUACGUAGUUUCUUGGUUUUUUCCGCCAUCCCUCUCCAAAUCAGCGGGGGCGCGUAAAAGUGGAGAUGAACCCGGGAAAUUGCCUGAACAAGAAGAGGAAGAAGAAGAGGAAGAGGAGGAGAAAUCCCAGGUUUUGCACGGAACGGGCCAUUGCAAGUGGUUUAAUGUGCGAAUGGGAUUCGGAUUUAUUUCCAUGCUCAACCGCGAGGGAAGCCCGUUGGAGUCUCCGGUUGAUGUCUUUGUACACCAAAGCAAGCUUUACAUGGAAGGAUUUAGAAGCCUAAAAGAAGGAGAACCAGUGGAAUUUACUUUUAAGAAAUCUUCCAAAGGCCUUGAAUCAAUACGGGUAACAGGUCCAGGUGGGAGUCCCUGUUUAGGAAGUGAGAGACGACCCAAAGGAAAAACAGUACAGAAAAGAAAGCCAAAGGGAGAUAGAUGCUAUAAUUGUGGUGGCUUCGAUCAUCAUGCUAAGGAAUGUAUUCUACCUCCACAGCCAAAGAAGUGCCAUUACUGUCAGAGCAUCAUGCACAUGGUGGCAAACUGUCCACUUAAAACUGUUCCACAGCAGCCUACGAGUUACCAGGGAAGAUAUGAAGCUGACACCCAGCCCUCCACAUCAGCCUUCCUGAGGGAAGGAGGAGGAGGGGCCUAUGGCUAUACUUCUCCAUCUUAUACUCUGGAAGGAAGGCCAGAUAUCUUACAGCAUUCAGGAAAGUCACCUCAAGAAGCUGCUUCAAGUAAGUUUUCUCCAUCACCGGAAGAGCAAAGCCAGAAGGGACCGUCAGUUCAAAAAAGAAAAAAGACUUAAAAAGAGUUGUAUCACCGCCUUUUAUUACCUCUUGGGAUGUCUACCUCAUUCAAGCACAAGGAGAAUAAUCUCAUGUAUUAUCCUGCAGCAAACCUCAAUUUUUAACUACUGUUGUGGACCGGAGGUCUUUUGAAAACAAAAAACCAAAGCAAACCAGUCACUCCAAGUAAAUUUCAGAUGUGUUUAAUGGCUAAUGGGUUUCUAAACUGUUUGGGCAUCAGGAUCUCAUAUGAUUUUUAAAUUUAGACUAAAUUAUUCUUGGGCAUAUGUUCUUUGCUUCUUCCCCUCUUUUCCAGAACAGCCCUAUGGAGUUAAGGAAGACUAUGCUUCCUUAGCUGCUUGAGUUCUCUGUGAUUUAUCUUAACCAUGUCUUGUGUGGAAAAAAAAAACAGUUUCAAACUAUGAUUUAUGAUGGCUUUUUGAACAAACCACAGUUAAGACAAUGCCCAUGAUAGUAUUUGUUAAUUCUAAACAGCAAUUAAUAUGAAAUGGAAGUCAGCAUUUUUUUUUUUAUUUCUUCACGGCCAUCCAACGGCUGGGAAGCAGCACAUAUCCCCACUCUGCACAGAAACUCAUUCCUGUCGCAAUAAACCAUCUGACAUUUUGAUGUACAGACUAGCCCAUUGCCUGAAUGUAUACAUUAAAUAUUAUGUCUUGAAUUCAUGGGAAAGUAAUAGUUUGAGUUUUGAAUGAUUUUUUUUUCCUUUGACAUUGCUUUUUUUUUAAUUAUAGGAGAGAAAGAAGGGGAGGGAAUGAAUUGUAACCAUACUUUCCCAAUAAUGCAAACAAUAUUUAACUACUUAGAGUCACCAUGACCAUGGUACUAAAUAGAUCAAUACAUCCUUGUAGGAUUCAGGGAAAUUACAAUUCCUGUUGUGGAAAAAUGGAGGAUGGAGGUUUUUAGUCUUUAGCUUGAAAGGGUAAUUCCUUGGUUUAAAGAUACCUCAGAAUUGCCACAAGGUUUUAAAGAAGUAAAAGUGCUUCCCCCUUUAUUCCCUGCCCUCCCUUUAGACAAUGAAUGUGUUACCUGAAAUACUGUAUCAACUCAAUAUGACCUAUAUACAGAUUAGGUGAUUGUAUGGGAUAAUGUAAACGUUAAAGUAAUGGUUUAAAGUGAUAUUGAGAUGCCAUUUGGACUCCUAUUUUGCAAAAACCUGAUUGGACCCAUUUUGUGCAAAUCUUGAGAAAAGCGGUGGUGGUGGCAGCAGUAUCAUCUUCCAAUUCAGUGUCCAUGUCACUGAAUUUUAACUUUUAACUUUCCAAAGAACAACAUCUGUUUUACAGUGCAAUCCUGUGUAAGAUCUCAGUAGCCUCAAGUUCAAGAAAAAUUAGUGUAUAGGAUUGCAGUCUUAAACUUAUUUAAUUGCUAUAUUAUGUAACCGUAAUUUCAGUCUGUGUACAUGCUGAAUUUUUAAAAAGCCUAUAGAGUCGACCAGGUGCUUGGGGGAUUGAUUUUAGAAAUGGAGAUUAGAAAGACAAUUAACUGGCAGUACAUUUAUCCUGUCCCACGCAGACAUCACAAAAGUUUGAAAUCUUAAUUGAAGGCUUUGCGCGCCCCAAAUAGUAUUCCCCAGGAUUCACCUCACACAGGAACCAGCACAAAAGCCAAUGAGUCCAAUUCUCAGUUGCUUGUCUGGUCAGUCCUCCAGCUUUCCUGGUCUCUCCUCCUGCUCUUGUCCAUCCCCUCCUGAUUCAGAGUCCCCCUUCCAGAUGUUCCUCAGAGUUCCACUCUGAAGUUCCUGAAACCAGCUCUUCCUCAUUGCCUGAACCAGCUUCUGAGACAUCCAUUACACUA
Messenger RNA from Crotalus tigris (Tiger rattlesnake), 3045 nucleotides. RefSeq names its product lin-28 homolog B (gene LIN28B). Gene Ontology annotation, molecular function: zinc ion binding; nucleic acid binding. Lineage: Eukaryota; Metazoa; Chordata; Lepidosauria; Squamata; Viperidae. The coding region runs from base 615 to 1250 and encodes 211 amino acids. The transcript has 3 exons. The record is from RefSeq and is a predicted model, not a curated record.